GGCAGCGCGGGAAGGCAGCGCCAUGCUCGUCGCCGUCCUGGUGGCGCUGUGCCUGUGGCUGCGCCUGGCGCUGGGCGUGCGCGGUGCGCCCUGCGAGGCGGUGCGCAUCCCCAUGUGCCGGCACAUGCCCUGGAACAUCACGCGGAUGCCCAACCACCUGCACCACAGCACGCAGGAGAACGCCGUGCUGGCCAUCGAGCAGUACGAGGAGCUGGUGGACGUGAACUGCAGCGCCGUGCUGCGCUUCUUCCUCUGCGCCAUGUACGCGCCCAUCUGCACCCUGGAGUUCCUGCACGACCCCAUCAAGCCGUGCAAGUCGGUGUGCCAGCGCGCGCGCGACGACUGCGAGCCCCUCAUGAAGAGGUACAACCACAGCUGGCCCGAGAGCCUGGCCUGCGACGAGCUGCCCGUCUACGACCGCGGCGUGUGCAUCUCGCCCGAGGCCAUCGUCACCGACCUCCCGGAGGACGUGAAGUGGAUAGACAUCACGCCAGACAUGAUGGUGCAGGAGAGGCCUCUUGACGUUGACUGUAAACGCCUGAGCCCGGAUCGAUGCAAGUGCAAAAAGGUGAAGCCGACUUUGGCAACAUACCUGAGCAAAAACUACAGUUAUGUUAUUCAUGCCAAAAUAAAAGCUGUGCAGAGGAGUGGUUGUAAUGAAGUAACGACAGUGGUGGACGUAAAAGAGAUCUUCAAGUCUUCCUCACCCAUCCCUCGCACUCAAGUCCCGCUCAUUACCAACUCCUCCUGCCAGUGUCCACACACCCUGCCCCAUCAGGAUGUCCUCAUCAUGUGUUAUGAGUGGCGCUCCAGGAUGAUGCUUCUUGAAAAUUGCUUAGUUGAAAAAUGGAGAGAUCAGCUUAGUAAACGAUCCAUACAGUGGGAAGAGAGGCUGCGGGAGCAGCGGAGAACAGCUCAGGACAAGAAGCCAACAGCCGGGCGCACCAGCCGCAGUAAUCCCCCCAAACCAAAGGGAAAGCCGCCUGCUCCCAAGCCAGCCAGCCCCAAGAAGAACGUUAAAGCUAGGAGUGCCCCAAAGAGAACAAACCCGACAAGAGUGUGAGCUCACUGAUUUCCAAGACGGAGACUUCCCUCCGGGAUGAGGCUGGGAAUCCCGGGACAGCCCAGGUAGGGCCAUGCGCCCCUCACCUUCGCAGCUCACUGCAGCACUCUUUAGACACAUCCUGCAGCAGUUUUCUUCAUGAUAUGCUUCCAUUUUUCUCUGUAAGCCACAGCAAGCCAUAGCGGUAAGUUUGCCCUUUAAUAUGGAAGGUGGACUGAAGCUGGUGGGAAAAGCUGAUGGCAUUCAGAGUGGCCGGUGUAAGAUCCCCACGGGGGAAAAACGUGCUUUUCACAAUUUGACCUAAUAUGUGCAUUGCAACAUAAAUGUCGUACUUCAAACACAACACCUGUUUUUUUUUACAAUUUUUUUUUUUUACGUUUGACUUCUGUCAAAAUGUUAGUUGAUAUUUUCAAAUGUUAUUGAAAAUGUAAUGCUUCUUAAGGAGGAAAGCAAGAAUGAAUGUUUAAAAGACCUUUAUGUGUUUAUUGUCUGCAGAAGGAUUUUGGUGAUGAAAAGAGACUGGAGAAGUGGGAUAUGGAAAAUUAUAAUGUGUAUUUUUUUUUUUAACAAAGAAGACUUUCUGCUCUGUUUUUAGCUAGAAACUUUAAAAACUAAAAUAAUAAUAAUGAUAAAUAAAUAAAAAGGAGAGGCAGACAGAUGAUGUCUGGACCUUUGUUUUCUGGUUACUGUGCCAUGGUGGAGAUGCUCUGAGUUCAUGAUUAUGAUGACGUUUAUGAAUACCCUCUAAGCAGCACCGGAAACAGUGAGCUUGUUUAUCUCAUUAUGACUUAGGCACCUAUUAGUUGAUCAACCCUCAAGUAUUUUAUACCCACAGCAAGAUACGUGUGGUGCUCACCUCACUUCUCAGGCCAUCCUGGCAUCUUGAUUUUUAAAAUUCAGAGAAUGUUCCCUCUGCUGAUUGCUGGUGCUUACAGCAGUGCUGUGGGGCCGUGGUC
Molecule: messenger RNA, 2019 nt
Organism: Galeopterus variegatus (Sunda flying lemur)
Lineage: Eukaryota; Metazoa; Chordata; Mammalia; Dermoptera; Cynocephalidae
Gene: SFRP4
Product: secreted frizzled-related protein 4
Exons: 6
Coding region: 23-1063 (346 amino acids)
Biological process (GO): canonical Wnt signaling pathway; non-canonical Wnt signaling pathway
Cellular component (GO): cytoplasm
Molecular function (GO): Wnt-protein binding
Source: RefSeq, a predicted model, not a curated record